Messenger RNA from Neospora caninum, 960 nucleotides. RefSeq lists its product as hypothetical. The transcript is spliced from 6 exons. The record is from RefSeq and is a predicted model, not a curated record. Bases 1 to 960 code for a protein of 319 amino acids. Lineage: Eukaryota; Apicomplexa; Conoidasida; Eucoccidiorida; Sarcocystidae.
AUGCAGCCGUCGCUGAAGCGCGGCCGACAGCAGCUGCAGCGGGGAGCCGAGAGUGCCUCAUCGGCGGACUCUCAGGCUCUGCUGCAGCGCCUCGGCUCGUCUAAGAACAUCAACGCUCUCUACAACCAGGUUAUCGAAGCGACAAUUGAGCGCUGCACUCAGUUCCAGAGUGCCAAAGUGAUGGAGGCGAUUGAGCGACAAUGGCGGCUCGCGCUGCAGCGACGAACUGCUGAACUGCGGCGGGCUGUUCCCGCCUCUUCAGGCGCAGGGAGUGAGGCGAGCGGCAACGCCGGCAAAGGCGCAGCUGUCACGCAAGGAACAAGCAAGACAAGGACGCCGCCGUCUGCCUCUGCUGCGCCGGCGCUUCCAUCAGCGGCGCUUCCACCAGCGGCGCUUCCAUCAGCGGCGCAGUCUGGAAUGUCGCCGGUCCCCACUCGAGAAGCCAAGGGCCCGGCCGCUUCGAGAGGCGGCGCGCUGGAAGGAGAGAAAGGUCGAAGCGGAAGCGACGAAUCUGCCAACGCGAGCGUGCCGUGCGUCGCUGCCGGGAACAAAGAGAGUCUCGAGGACGGCGCAGGAUCUGCAGAAGCUGCAGCUGAUGACGACGAUGAUUUCGCCGAUGCCGACGUCGACGAAGCUGAGACAGUCGGCGGACCAACGCCGGGACCCUACCUGGGUUCAGGCAGCGACAGCCAGAACGACGGGGCCGCGCUCGCAAAAAGCGCUUCCCAAGAGCUCGGCCAGCAGGCGAAGGAAGCAGCGACGACCGCUGGAGUGGCAGGUGGCGCUGACGCAAACUGCCAUACACGUACCGAGCUCGAGGAAAGAGAAGAGCAGCUCGACGAUGUCUCAGAUCUAGAUGAUCAGGAGCCCACGGCCACGGAUGGCAUCUAUGCACUGUACGAGAAGGCGGGCAGGCAAGAAAUUGCUUUCGACCGUCUGUACGGCGAGUUGAAGUUUUAG